Molecule: messenger RNA, 4552 nt
Organism: Lethenteron reissneri (Far Eastern brook lamprey)
Lineage: Eukaryota; Metazoa; Chordata; Hyperoartia; Petromyzontiformes; Petromyzontidae
Product: ceramide synthase 1-like
Biological process (GO): ceramide biosynthetic process
Cellular component (GO): membrane
Molecular function (GO): sphingosine N-acyltransferase activity
Source: RefSeq, a predicted model, not a curated record
CUCGACACGGCGCAGCUGUUCCCGUUACUCGCGCGUGCGCGGGGGGUCAGAUCUGCUCUGGGGCUGCUCGCUCGCUCAUCUCUCGGCGAUGGCAGCAGCAGCAGCAGGAGGUGAUGGAGGUGAUGGAGUUGGAGGCGUCUCGGGUCUGCUGUUCGACUACGCGGAUGCUGCCGUGGCCGUGUACUCGCGAGUGCGCAGCGAGUGGAGCGACUGCUCCGACUGCGGCCCCGCGCUCGCUGCGCGCACGCUGCGCAACGCGGCCACGUUCGGGCGCCGCGACGCGGUCAUCGUGGUCGUGUUGGCGCUCGCGUGGAUCACGGCGCGCAUCCUCGCCACGUCCCACGUCUUCAAGCCGCUGGCGGCAAAGCUGCGGCUGCGCCCCCAGGAUGUGGCCAAGUUCCCGGAGAACGCGUGGAAGCUCGUCUUCUACCUGGGCGCGUGGCUCUACAGCGGCUACCUGCUCUUCAUGCGCGACUACAACUUCUUCGCACAGCCGCUGUCGGCGUUCACCGGCUGGUACGUGGGCAUGGAGGUGCCCAGCGACAUCCACCUCGCCUACAUGCUCCAGGGCAGCUUCUACCUCCACUCGGUGUACGGGACACUGUGCCUGGACACGUGGCGCCGCGACUCGCCCGUCAUGAUCCUCCACCACAUCAUCACCCUGUCGCUCAUCGGCUUCUCCUACGCCCUCAGGUUCCACAACAUCGGGCUGCUGGUGCUCUUCCUGCACGACACGAGCGACUUCCUGCUCGAGUUCACCAAGGUCAACGUCUACCUGCGGCACCGCGGCGGGGGCAGCGAACGCGAGCGCUGGGUCCACGCUCGCAUCGCCGACCUCGGCUGCGCCGCCUUCGGCUCCAGCUGGUUCGUGUGCCGCCUCUACUGGUUCCCGCUCAAGGUGGUGCACACCACCGCCGUCACGGUGCUCACCGUCAUCCCGAACAUGCCCUUCUACUUCUUGUUCAACACCCUGCUCAUCAUACUCACCGGCAUGAACGUCUACUGGUUCUCGUUCAUCGUGGCCUUCGUGGCGAAGGUGCUGACGGGGCAGAUGAAGGAAGUGGACGAUCUGCGCGAGUUCGACGUGAAUGAGCGAGUGAGCACGGGCCCGGAGGGGGAGGCAAUGACGCAGGGGGAGCGCCGGUCUCACGCGAAACGCGGCAAAGGAAAAGGCGAGGCUCAGGAGAACGGCCUGCAAAGCGGCGGUGGCAAGAAGCAGCAGUGAGUGCGAAGCGCACGCUGCUCGGAGGCGCCCCUGCGACUUCUCCCUCUGCGCGUCUCCGACAAAACCAUGGGGGGGGUGGAUCCGGCCGCACAAAAAACCCCAAAGUUUCUUUCCCCAAGCCACAGCCACCGUCCUCCCCCUUCCUCCGAGGGAUUUGGUUUGCUCCACAGCUGACUGCCGGUCUGCAAGUGUGAGAGUUGGUCACGGACCAUUUCAUUUGAAUCGAGGUGGGGAUUUUUUUCUUUCAUAAUUCGUGUUUGGGGAGGAAGAAAAAAAAACUGGCGUUCCGUCCAGCUAUUUGCUUUCCAGCCGGCGUGUGGCCAUGCUGUUGUUGGCUGGGGGAGUGGCGCACUUGUGCCAAGAGUCGGAAUUCGCGGAGUCAAAAACGAAGACGCGGGGGAGGUUUAAAAUUGUUUUGUUUUCCAGCAGCGGUCUCGUGCUUGGAGACGGACGCUUCCAUUGCGACGUCUUUUUAUCCUCAGCAGGCAGACUUCUGUCAAUGACAAACCCCUUUUAGUGAGCACCGUUGUGGUGAGUAAACUUCACGUGUUUUUUAAUUGACAUCUCUCUCCGCACAGCGGACGACACUGUUUACAGAGUACGUGUCAUUUUUUUAAAAUAUUGCUUCAUGUGUUUUAAAAAAGGAAACAGAGAAAGCGUGAGAGUUAAUCAUGGCCCCCCUCCCGCCCCUCUCGUUUGAAGCUGCUCUUUAGAGACAUCUGGAGCCCGUGGUUGUUAUUGCACAUUCGCCACAACAGGAGCGAAUGUGUUGUCAUGCCCUCUGCCCCUAGUGAACAAAUGCGCCCUCUUGUGGAUCGAUCCCGGCCUUUGCGUGCGAGCGUGGCUCCUUCGAACAACAACGACACAAAUUGAGAAGCAAACGAAAUGAAAAUGAGGGGGGGGGGGGGGUCCUUUGCUAGUGGAGUGGGGGGCUGUCAGGGGUUAGGGGUUAGGGCUAAGGUCAGCACGAGGUAGACGGGUAACAAUUCACCUCCACUUCACGUGUGAUUCAAGGAAUUGUUAGGAUUCUGAGUAACGUUUUUUUUUACGAAUGUUUUUUAAAUUCCCAUUGUGGCUUGUUUGUUUUGAUUGUCGUUCCGUCGACGUGAUUUGCAUUAUUAGUUACUACACGCAUAAUUUUUUUAAAUGUAUCAUGAGCUGCACGAUCGCUUUUUAAUCGAUGGGUCAAUGUUUGAAUGGUUCGUGACAGUGAUAAGUGUUGCUUGUCGGUUCUGGAUCGGUUGUGUUUCCGGCGAUACUACAACGAUGUCACACAUGAUUAAAUCAGCGAUAAUCUUACUGCCCGCUUUGCAAGAUAUAUCACUAUUAUCUUGCCUCAUCAGAAAACAUUCUUCAAUAUUUAUUUUCCUUCCAGAAGGAUUAUUACAUGGUUCGGAUCGACGGCAUAGUUGGUUAUGUAACGCCACCGUUAUAAGCAAUCGGACACAUUUUUAAGUCCUGGCAAUUUCCGUCGACUCGUGAUGGGAUUGUGUUGAGCGAAACUGCAGUCGAAGAUCUUUGAAGGAGCAGUAUUCUUAAUUCUUGAUCAAAGGACUUCAAAUCAAUGAAAACAACAAUUAAACAAAUUGCAAUCGUACAAGGAACUGUUAUUGCGAUACUCAUCCUAAUUUUAAUAUCGUAUCGCGAUCAUGAAAGUUUUUUUAAUAUAGUGGCAACCCCGGGGUUAGGCAUUAGCUUCGCGUUCGGUUGGCUAUCAUGUGCUGGGGCUCCUCAAGCUGCUUGCCAUCAUCACCACCACCACCCGGCUUUCUCGCUCUUGCGCCGAUUUCAUGUUCAUCACUGACAUUUGCAGAGUCAUAUUCUUAGGUUUUUUCCGGUAAAGUCACGUAGGUAAAAAAUAAAAAUGUAUAAAAGUAAAAUAAAAAUAAAAUAAAUUAUGUUACUUUUAUUAAUUAAUUUUUUUUUACCUACGUGACUUUACCGAAAAAAAACUAAGAAUAUGAAUCCUUGCAGUCACGAAAGCUUCAAAUCUAGAAUUUGCAGAGCCGCCAAUGCCAGGCGGGGUGGCUGGGAUGGGUGGGGGGUCCAUGCAGGGGUGGCUACGACAUCACGCACACACGCGUACACACAAGACACGCGCACGCACACACACGCGCACACAUAAGACACACGCACACACACGCGCACACAUAAGACACACACGCACACACGCGUACACACAAGACACGCGCACGCACACACACGCGCACACAUAAGACACACGCACACACGCGCACACACAAGACACGCGCACACACGCGCACACGCGCACACACGCGCACACACGCACACACGCGCACACACGCGCACACACACGCACACACACGCACACACGCGCACACACAAGACACGCGCACACACAAGACACGCGCACACACACGCACACACGCGCGCGUGCAUCUAUCCCCCAAGGCAUCGUCAAGCUCGGCUCCUGGUUUUGGCCCAUUAAUCACAAUGACCUCUAAUUAAGCCCCAUCGGAGGAGGGGGGGGGCUGUGGAUGGGAGGGACGGGUUGUGAGCGGGCUUGGCUAUGAGAAGAUUAAUAGUGGGGGUAGGGGGGGGGCACUUGAAAUUGUGUGGGACAGAGUUUGCACGACGCUUUUGCAACCUUUCCAAGUCUGGUGAUGACCAAAUCUACAGUCACAUUAGCAUAAGGGCGCCCAACCUCAAAAGCCAAGCGGGUUAGAACCUCGUGAGGUCUCGGAUGGGUGACCACCAGGGGCUUGCCAGGUGUUGUGGCCAGGAGAUGGCAGUGGUGAGUGUGUGUGUGUGCCCCCCCCCCCCCCUGACUUGGUAGUCUGGUGUUUGUUUUGAAUAAGGGCAAACACUCAUUCAUGGAAUUGGCCAAACGUGCCAAAAGCUGUAGGACCUUCCUGAAAAGAGAGCCUUGAGACUCACGCUUUCCUGGUUAAAUAAUUUGCAUUCAUGAGCAUGUUGGUGUGUUAGACGUACACCGAUGGACGAUUGAUGAAUGAAGGGUGUGUCCAUGUUGACCGCUGGCCAGACGAGUGGCGGGUCGUCUCGCAGAGAUAGCGGUCAGAUGUCCAGUCCAGGGCCUGAAAGCGGUGAUGAACUCCUGUGAACAAUGACUAGCAAAGUCGCACCGCAGUGCGUGAAUCGUGUGCAGUGAAACCCGGUGUGUUAGUUGCGGUCCGGUCUUCACUGUGGCCCUCUCUCUCUCUCUAGGAGAGAAUUUCCCCCAGUAAACGUGUCCCCCUUUCAAUCCCUAAACCCCCUUUCAGUGUUACUGAUCGGGAACGGGCGUUUGGAACAGCGGUGUUUUGUUGUAUUAAACCGUGGCAGGAAUUAAACAGUACAAACAUUGAA